UCUGUCUGACUGUCUUUAUCUUUGCUGGAUCUUCUGUGACCUCUGCUGGAAGUGGGCUGAAGCUGCUUUAAUUGGAGACACCUGUGGUUAAUGAUUGCACUGCUGCAGUUUGAGAGUAUAAAACAGGCAGCUAACACUUUCUUACUUCACCUUCACUGUCUGCCACCAUGUCUUUCUCUGGAAAAUACCAGCUGGACUCUCAGGAGAACUUUGAGCCUUUCAUGAAGGCCAUUGGUCUCCCUGAUGAUCUCAUCCAGAAAGGCAAAGACAUCAAGAGCAUCUCUGAAAUCGAAGAGACAGGCAACAACUUCAAAGUGACAGUCACUACCGGCUCAAAGGUCCUCGUCAACACCUUCACCAUUGGACAGGAGGCCGAGCUGGAGACUAUCACUGGAGAGAAGGUCAAGGCUGUGGUUCAGCGAGAUGGCAACAAGCUGAAGGUCUCCCUAAAGGGAAUUGAGUCCGUCACAGAAAUGGUGGAUGGGAACACAAUUGUCAAUACUAUGACUCUUGGCGGUAUCGUAUACAAGAGGACGAGCAAACGCAUGUAAAAAGUGAACACUUGGGAUAAUAAAACG
Messenger RNA from Scomber japonicus (chub mackerel), 578 nucleotides. Its product is annotated as fatty acid-binding protein, liver-type-like. Bases 168 to 551 code for a protein of 127 amino acids. Gene Ontology annotation, biological process: fatty acid transport. The transcript has 4 exons. Gene Ontology annotation, cellular component: nucleus; cytosol. Gene Ontology annotation, molecular function: fatty acid binding. Lineage: Eukaryota; Metazoa; Chordata; Actinopteri; Scombriformes; Scombridae. The record is from RefSeq and is a predicted model, not a curated record.